Messenger RNA from Actinia tenebrosa (Australian red waratah sea anemone), 1852 nucleotides. RefSeq lists its product as uncharacterized. Gene Ontology annotation, molecular function: acid phosphatase activity; metal ion binding. NCBI's taxonomy places the organism in Eukaryota, Metazoa, Cnidaria, Anthozoa, Actiniaria, Actiniidae. The record is from RefSeq and is a predicted model, not a curated record.
GUUGCAUCUCGUUCAUAAACGAAAAGCAAUGGAGUUGGUAACAUUGUUGCUGAUGGUAUGGAUGGGUCUUAGCCAUCUUUCUCUUGGAUCCACCAAGCCCAAACAUCCAGUACCAACUUACUUCUAUAGAUAUCAUCCAAAUGGAAGUAUUGUUGAUCAAAAUCACCCCGACACUCGGCUGAAGUUCUUGGACAAUGCUAGAGAAAUUCCAACUACGUUGUCACAGCCUUCAGCUUCUUUGAAGGUCUUUCCUCCCUUGAUCGAUAAUGCUGAAUUGGUUAACGUAUCUUGGAAUGGUGUUUCCUUUCCAACCGAGAUAGACUACAUUGCUCUUUACUGUCCAAUUGACGACAAACCAAAUAGAUAUCUAGAUUACGUUGAGGUUAAAAACUAUCCCACAUAUUUAAUGGGGUAUGGCUCGUUUCAAGUUCGUUUAUACAACAUGAGAACGGACUGUCAGUUUAGGUAUUACAGAUCAGGAGCGAGCCUUAUUACUGUGAGUAAUGUCGUAAAAUUUAAAGGAGGACCUGAAGCGCCUUUACAAGGUCAUAUAUCACUAACUGGUGAUCCAACACAAAUGAGAAUUAUGUGGGUUUCCGGUGCUGAUGUUGAGCCUGUGGUAUACUACACGUUAGAGAAAGAUGGUCCAUUAAUGAAAAAGACAGGAACAUUCAAAACAUAUAAAGCUAGCGACAUGUGUGAUUCAUUAGCUAAUUCAACUGGCUUCAGGGAUCCUGGCUUUAUCCAUGAUGUAUUGCUUACAGAUCUGAAACCAUUUACUGUUUAUUAUUAUCAAUAUGGAUCUAACUUGGGUAUGAGCAAGCUUACCAAGUUCAGGACACCUCCCAUCCCAAACGCAGAUGAGGCCUUCAAAUUCAUAGUUUAUGGAGACAUGGGUGUGUCCCCCCCUCCUCGUGCAACCACAACAGCACAGUAUUGUAUCAAUGAAGUUGAGAAAAAUAAUGCCACUUUUGUUGUACAUAUUGGAGAUAUCUCAUAUGCUGUAGGCCAUGCCUACUUAUGGGAGCAAUGGCCUGAUCUAAUCCAGCCAUAUGCAACUAGAGUGCCUUACAUGGUAGGAAUUGGUAACCAUGAGUAUGAUCAUGAGCGCGGUGGUGAAAAAGACCCUAGCGGUGCUCGUGGACAAGGCUUUCAUCCUUGGUUCGCAACUGGAUUGUAUCAUUCUGACUCCGGAGGAGAAUGUGGAGUACCAAUGUUCAACCGUUUCCAUAUGCCAGAAAAUGGACAUUCGCUCUGGUGGUAUAGCUUUGAUUAUGGUAGUGUACAUAUCAUUAUGAUGAGCACCGAGCAUGACUUUUUGCCAACUUCGGAACAAUACAAGUGGAUAGAAAAUGACCUGCGCAAUGUGAAUCGAAGCGUUACUCCCUGGGUUAUGAUAACUGGACACAGACCAAUGUAUUCCAGCCAAAAAUACAUCUGGGAUUACAUGCUUUCCAGAGGCAUGCAGCACUUCAUGGAAGAGAUGCUACACAAGUACAAAGUGGACCUUGGCCUUUGGGCUCAUUAUCACAGCUAUGAAAGAACCUGUCCUGUUUACAAAAGCAAAUGCACAGAGAAUUCAACGAUUCAUAUCGUAGUUGGCACAGCAGGCAAGGAAUUUGAUUCCAAUCCGUACAUGGAUAUGGACUGGUCGGUCUACAGGGAGAUUGAAUGGGGUUAUGGCAGAAUAACGGUGAACGGCAAGAAAUCAUUGUUGUGGGAAUGGAUAAGAAAUAAAGACAAUGUUGUUGCUGACAAAGUUUUGCUGACAAAAUACUAAUGAUGGCAGUAGUUUAUAGAGAUCGCCUUUACUAACUAUCAAAUGGCAUUAAAGUUGGUCGUAUCAUCAUUA